Messenger RNA from Astyanax mexicanus (Mexican tetra), 2814 nucleotides. RefSeq names its product trifunctional enzyme subunit alpha, mitochondrial-like. The transcript has a single exon. Lineage: Eukaryota; Metazoa; Chordata; Actinopteri; Characiformes; Acestrorhamphidae. Bases 38 to 1129 code for a protein of 363 amino acids. Gene Ontology annotation, cellular component: mitochondrial fatty acid beta-oxidation multienzyme complex. Gene Ontology annotation, molecular function: enoyl-CoA hydratase activity; long-chain (3S)-3-hydroxyacyl-CoA dehydrogenase (NAD+) activity. Gene Ontology annotation, biological process: fatty acid beta-oxidation. The record is from RefSeq and is a predicted model, not a curated record.
GUUGUAUUCCGUUGGUUGGAUUUUUUAAGCUUUCAAGAUGGCUGCACAGGUAGCACUCACGGUCGUGACCAGACUUGCGGUCCCGGCCAGAAGCACAGGAUUUUUAAAUCAUUUUAAAAAAGGAUUGGGCAUCGCUUCCCUCUCCAGCACCAUAUGUUCAGAUUUAUUUGGAAGACCAUUCAGUGCGGCGUCCCGCUUAAUGGGUCGAACGCAUGUGGACUGGAAGGCUAAGGGGGAUGUGGCUGUUGUUUACGUCAAUGAACCGAAAUCAAAGGUGAACAGGUGGUCAGGCCACAUGCAGAAGGAGAUGAUGGAGGUUAUGGAUGAGAUCUGGACCAAGGACUCAGUCGGAAGUGCUGUAGUAAUGUCCUCCAAGCCGAACUCUUACAUUACAGGAAUCGACUUAAAAAAUAUCAAGGCCUGCAAAACUGAAGUGGAAGCAAUUCUUCUUUCUCGGCAGUGGCAGGGCAUGAUGAAAAGAAUUGAGUUCUCCCCCAAACCUAUUGUUGCUGCUAUCAAUGGAUUGUGUUUUAACGCUGGAUUGGAGUUUGCCACAGCCUGCCAGUAUAGAUUGGCCACGAGGUGCAUUGAGACCAGUCUGAUCAGCCGUGAGGUCAGGCUGGGUCUUAUGCCUAGUGCUGGAGGUACACAAAGACUGACAAAAUUGGUUGGACCAUACAAUGCCUUGGAGGUGAUGCUGGAAGGUUACCGAAUCAACGCAGAUGCGGCAAAGAAAAUGGGCCUGGUGCAUAAGGUGGUUGACACAAAGGAUUUUAACUAUUUGGAGGACAUAGCUGUGAACUGUGCUCGAGGAAUUGUGAACAAAAGCAUUUCACUCACUCCACAAAUGAGCUGGGCCAUGAAACUACAAGAUUUUAAUCAUAGCUUUCCAACAGAGGCUAUGUUUAGGGAUGUGUGGGAAAAAGUCGUGAAAAGGGAAACGUACUUCACUGCUCCCCUAAAAAUUAUUGAGACUGUGCAGCUCGGUGUACAGCAGGGAUCCGCAGCAGGGUACCGAGCAGAGUCGCAUAACUUUGGCGAAUUAGUAAUGAGCCAUGAAACAAACGCGCUGAUUAAUCUGUACAGGGACCUGAGUAUAGCGCAACUCAAAAGGAGAACUUUAAAAUAAGACAACUUUAAUUGGUCCUCAUUUAGAUUAAUUUUUAAUACAAUUUACACACAAAAUAAAAGAUAAAAUUAUAAAUUCGAAUACAAAUAAAUAGAAAGUGUAAUCCCAGGUCGCUUGUUAUAAAAGAUUUGGAGGUAAAACGGCUGGCUAUUUUAGAAGCGGGUCUGAAGUCCGCUCUGGUAACAGUCGAUAAAAGAGACUAAUUGGUCCUCCGAUUCAGAUUUAAUCUCGGCGUCCGAAUCGGAGAUGGAGAGACUGGAGGCAAAUGUUAGUUCGAUAUUUGCAGCUCUAGAUUCGUUUGCCUCCAGCCACCGCUUCACUGAACGACCAUAAACUAAAGGGAGUGUUCACGCAAACACGCCUGCUCCGCAGAUUAUAUUAAACACCUCAUAGACUAAUACUGAAGGAGAUACAUGUAAGGAAAGCAGUGCAUCUUUUAAACGCUAUUAAAUGUAUGUGCAUAAUGUUCCAUCGCUUAUUUUGUCCAGUUUAGUUACAACAUGAUGUUGCUUUUCAAGUGUAAUUUAUUCACUUCUUGGGCCAGAACAAAUAAACAUCAGAUGAAGAGCUCUAGUCUCCUACUUUAACCCUCCUAUUAUGUUAAUUUGUCAGGAACACCAAUGCUGUUUCCGGGUCAUAUUGACCUGGUGCAUGUUUGGCCAUCCAAAAGAUGUCUGAAACAAAAAAAAAAUCCUAACAAGCACUGUAAAUGUUUCAUUACUAACUCCAUUGCUAAUUAUUCUAUCAAUAUUCAGUGCAACGGUGUCCAUUACCUCUAACAGGUAAUGGUUCAAUUAGGAUUAUUCACAUUUUUUAAAUAAAAAAUGCAUGUUCAUACAUUUUUAAAAAUGUUCACUACUUUGUUACUUUUCAAAGACCAAUAUAAAAACAUUAUGAAAAAUACGGAAAAAUACUUUUAACUAUUUUUCCUAGAUCUUCGAACUUUAAAAUGAGUCAAUUUGACCCGUAACAUAACAGGAACUGUAACUAGCCUGGCCCGAGCUGAUUCUAUACCCAAAAUGUUUAUCUCAAAAUCUUCUCAGGGCUUAAAUUAGACAUUAGAAAUUUGUCUAUCUACUGUCAGACAAAUGUUGGCAUGUGUUAAAUGUAUUGUAGAAAACACGUGCUAGUGACUAGCAUAAUGUCUUGACACCCCUUGUAAUGAAUACAUUUAGCUAAGUGGGAGAACCCAUUGCUGAAAGAUAUGUACAAUUGCACACACAGCUUGUCUAGUUAUAGAAAAAUACUGCCAAAAGAAAAGGCCAUUCUGGAGCAGAUAAACAUGAAUAUAUUGGCAGUAUGGAUUCCCAUGUGCGUGUAACUAAAAUGGCAAAACCUUAAACACCACACAGUCAGCAGGUGCACAGUUAAUCAGUCACGGAAUACCUCAGUUUUUACUCAGUUUGGUGCUGGAAUGGUGGUGCUUGCACAUCUCCCAGUAGUAGACGAAGAAAAUAUUGAUUUAGUUCUAUACCUAUAACACUAGGUUUAACAAUUUAUUCUCAUAAUUAUGAAAAUCAGCGCAGCACUGACGAAUGAGACCACUUGGGUGCGGUUUGGCCACGCUGAAGGGCUGAGUGAUGUCACCCAUUAAAUCAUUUUCUCCUAAUAACUCAAUAGCUAAAAUAGCACAACCGUUUAUUUUAACGCCACAAACCAGCACAAAAGCAGCACUAAGGAACGAG